AUGUCAGUCCCGAGUACUAAGAACUUGCAACGAAAGAUAUGGAGAGACCAGUGCAGAGAUAUACUGUCCAAGCACAUACAAGAGCGCACCAACAUUGUCGUAGAGCCAUCCCAGGUUUGA
Messenger RNA from Colletotrichum truncatum, 120 nucleotides. RefSeq lists its product as uncharacterized. The record is from RefSeq and is a predicted model, not a curated record. Lineage: Eukaryota; Fungi; Ascomycota; Sordariomycetes; Glomerellales; Glomerellaceae.